CCUGCGGGCUGCCUGCGUGCUGGCCGCGCUGCCGGCCGCCCAGGCCAGGCUCUAUCCCGGGAGGAAGAAGCCGGGCAGCUUUGCCGUGGAGAGGUACCGAAAGGAUCCCCUUCCCCCCCUUCCGGGGGAGCCCGUGUAAACGCGCGGAGCGGAGUGACUCCGGUUGGGGCGCGGCGGUGCCUCUGCCAGGCUUGUGCUCAGCCCGUGCUGUGUGCACCCUGCCCUGGGGGCGUGGGUGGCGCUGGGUCCUUCGUGCCUCUCUGUCUGCCCACCUCGUGCUCCAGGGGCUCCGCUCUGACCCUGCGGCCAUUUGGGGCGCUCCUGUCACACUCCACAGCUGCCCCCUGCCCGUGUGCUGGAUGCCGCGUGCCAUGCCGGGGCACGCGUGUCUGCGGUGUGCGCCGCCGGUCCAGCUGUGGGUCUGUCCGCUUGUCGCACUCGCUGCUGUGGCGUGUGUGCCCGUCUGGCUGCGCCACCUCCCGGUGCCAACCCCUGAGGGAGCAGGCGAGAAGCCUGUAGGGCCCUCAGGUGGGCAGGAUGUCGGCCCCCAGCACCGAGGUCGCUCCCUUGUUUUCCACAAGGCUGGUCUUAGUGGGACCUUGGGCAGAGCUGUUUCUUUUGCAAGUCGCACCGCCCAGAAGUGUUCCCGCUCUCUCCCUGGUGGGAGCCGACUCCCGUGGCACCUUUGGUCCCACCUUGUGUCUGGCAGCCACAGUGGGCCGAGAGGCAGGGCUCAGCUGGCCCUUCCCAACUGCCUCAAUGUCCUUCUCCUUACCUUUGACCUGCGGGUGGCUCUGGCUGCCGUGUGUCCCAGGCUGGGCGUGGGGGGGUCCUCCAAGAAUCUCAGCAUCUCUCCACCCCAGGCGCCGCAUGGGACCACACGUCUGCUUCUCAGGCUUUGGAAGUGGAUGCUGCCCUGGGUGGAUGCCGUCCCCAGGCAGCGGGCAGUGUACCCUGCCUCUCUGCUCCUUUGGCUGUGGCAACGGUCUCUGCAUUGCUCCCAACGUCUGCUCCUGCCCGAAUGGCAAGCAGGGCAUCACUUGCCUAGAUCCACCCAGUGCCUGUGGUGAGUAUGGCUGUGACCUCACCUGUAACCAUGGUGGCUGCCAGGAGGUGGCUCGUGUCUGCCCUCUGGGUUUCUCCAUGGUGGAGACAGCUAAUGGCGUGCGCUGCACAGACAUCAACGAGUGCCUGAGCGCCUCCUGUGAGGGGCUGUGUGUCAACACCGAGGGUGGCUUCGUGUGCGAGUGUGGCCCAGGCAUGCAGCUCUCUUCUGACCGCCAUAGCUGCCAGGACACAGAUGAGUGCCUGGCCACCCCAUGCCAGCACUGGUGCAAGAACAGCAUUGGCAGCUACCGCUGCUCCUGCCGCCCUGGCUACCACCUACAUGGCAACAGGCAUUCCUGUGUGGAUGUGAACGAGUGCCGCUGGCCCAGUGAGAAGCGUGCCUGCCAGCACUCCUGCCACAACACUCCAGGCAGCUUCCUGUGCACCUGCCGCCCAGGCUACCGGCUCAGUGGGGACAGGGUGUCAUGCGAAGGCUUACCAAAAACCAUUCUGGCCCCGUCUCCCAUCCUCCAGUCUCUGCAGCACCCUCCAACACUCCUGCUGCUCCCCCCUGACUCUGGGAGGCACUUAUUGGCUCCUAAAGGCUCCCUGCCUUCCCGAACCCCUGCCCUUGCUCCUGCUCCUGUACCCAGCACCCACACCCCUUCCCCACUGCCGCCAGCAACCUCCUCCCUGAUGUGGAAUUUCCUGCCACCAUCACUGCUCCAGGAGGGUCCAUUGCCCUCAAGUCAUCCUGCUGCUGUUCCACCACCCUCCCCUGAUGCUCCACCUUCCCCCUGCUGGCAUCAGGGGGCACUGUGGGAGCAUGAUAGCCGCUGGAUGGAGCCCAGCUGCCUGAGCUGUACUUGCAAGGGGGGCCAUGUGUUGUGUGAAGUGGUGACCUGCAGGAUCUCCUGUUCCCACCCAGUGCCCCCAAAGAAUGGGGAGUGCUGCCCCAGCUGUACAGGCUGUCUGUACAAUGGGGUCACCCGGGCUGAAGGGGAUGUAUUUUCUCUCUCCAGUGGGAACUGCACCGUGUGUGUGUGCCUGGCUGGCAAUGUUUCCUGUAUCUCUCCUGAGUGCCCUCCAGGCUCCUGCCACAGCCCUGCCCAGUCUGAUUGCUGCUCCUGUCAGACAGCUAAGUGCAAGUUCCAAGGUCGCACGUAUGCACACGGGGAGGAAUUCAGCUUGGAUGGGGAUGACUGCACCACCUGUGUUUGUCGGAGUGGGGAGGUGGAGUGCUCCUUCACCCCUUGCCCCGUGCUGGAGUGUCCUCGCCAGGACUGGCUGCUAGUACCAGGGCAGUGCUGCUUUUCCUGCCAAGAACCUGUGCCCGUGUCAGGUUGCUUCGUGGAUGACAAUGGGGUUGAGUUUCCCAUCGGACAGAUCUGGUCUCCGGGUGAUCCCUGUGAGUUAUGCAUCUGCCAGGCAGAUGGCUUGGUGAGCUGCAAGCGGACAGAGUGUUUGGAGACGUGUCCUCAUCCUAUUCAGAUUCCAGGACAGUGCUGCCCAGACUGCUCAGCAGGCUGCACCUAUAUGGGAAGGGUCUUCUACAACAAUGAGACAUUCCCUUCUGUCCUAGAUCCCUGCCUUAGCUGCAUCUGUCUGCUUGGCUCUGUGGCUUGCUCUCCUGUGGACUGUACUGUCUUUUGUACAUAUCCAUUCCACCCUGAAGGGGAAUGCUGUCCUGUCUGUAAUGAUUGUAACUAUGAAGGCAGGAAGGUGGUGAAUGGACAGACGUUUGUACCAGAGGCAGAGCCCUGUAUUCACUGCACCUGCCAGUUUGGGGAGGUGAGCUGUGAGAAGAGACCUUGCCCCAUUUCCUGCACAGAGUCCUCCACAACCCCCACUGACUGCUGCCUGGGCUGCCAAGUCAGCCAGGUUCUUCUGCAGAGCAGUCGUGGCCCUGGACAACUGGAUGACGUGGAGUCCAGGCUAUCCCAAGCACACAGUCCCCGAGAGGACUCUGUGGCUCUGCCGAGUGGCAGCAACUGCAGCCUCUGUCCUAGUGUCCAUCUUCCUGCUUCUCCCAGCCGCCUUGCCCAGCUCCUUGCAGGAAGCAACAUGCCCACUCAGCAUGCUGGGCCCACAAAUGUGGCUGGACCUCAUCCUGCUGGGGCAGGGGCCCUUGGGCCACUUCUGAAGAGGUUAGGAGGCACAGCAUCCCCUCUGACUGGGCCAAGCUCUCCAGAAUCCCAUAGGUCUGCUCCUGACCUUUUCAUUCUGAAAGAAACUUCUGGGUCUGUCACUGCAAAUCCAACCCCUUCCCAACCCCCUGCACCCCCCAGCCCAGAUCCUACAAGUGACCAUCUGCCCUCUGAAGGUAGCCGUAGCUCAGGGCCCGUUCUUCAGAAACCUUCCCUGCUCCCAUCAGGAGGAGUAGAGGAGCCUGUGGAUAGGGAGGCUGGAGUGCCUCCAAGCGGGGAGAGUAAACCUGGCCCUCUGACUCCAUAGUGCUCCUCACUAAGGGGCUAGGGAGUGCCAGGCCCAGUUGGAGCUGUUUGAGGAAGAGGAGGCAACUUGCAAAAGGUUACAGGCCUUAUCUAGCAGAUAGGGGCACAGAGGGCCCAUGUCAUUCUGUGCCAGGGCCAAGGGAAGGGCAAUGUUGCCUCCAGAGCUGUGAGUGGGCUCUGUCCUUUACUCUGCUGGUGCCCCCAGGCUGUUUCCUCCCUAUAUCCUCUGGGAGUGGAGGUGUCUCAAAAGAGGCAGUGCCAUACUACCGGGAGGAGACAAUACGUUCCUGCUGUGGUGGCUUGAGUAGUCCUAAGUGACCAUGGGGCGUUGUGACACUCCAUGAGUGCACAUUCCCCACCUGAGAUUCCAGUUCAGUCACCCCCUCAGUCCUUCUGGCUUGUCGGCCUUCUCCGAGCAGGUGGUGAUGGGGAAAUGUCAAGAGCCACCCAAGUCUGGCUCCCCUCCACUUUGAGACAUACCCCGGUGGCCCUAGGGGAUCUCCGUGCAGGGCUUAUGGACUGAUAACUUUCCCAACCCAAGAAAGCCUCUACUUUGGGGUGCUCCCUGCCUUGGUCAACCCCCAGGGUCCCUGAAUCCACCCCCCAUAUCUCCAGCCUCAGACAGGCCCAGGUUUCUGCAUUUGGCCUCUGGCAUUCCUACCAUUUCUCACAAACACGGGGUCAAGAGUACAAGCUGCCCAAAAGAUUUGAAUACUCACUUCCUAGUAAGCAUCUAGAUUCCCUGGGCAGCUCUGAAAUCUCCCUCUGACUUUUCUGAUCCUUUGGAGCUGGCAGGGGGGGGUCUCUUGGCCUCCUAGAUGGGGGUUGGACAAGCUGGAUUUCCCAAGUGGCUUACAGUGGAUGGGUGUCUGAUCUGCCUUUAGGGACAGGCUGCCCCUCCUCUAACUUGAUUAUUAAUAAAGUUUUCAUAAUUAUUUAA
Alligator mississippiensis (American alligator) is the source of this 4440-nucleotide messenger RNA. It is a transcript of the gene VWCE, whose product is annotated as von Willebrand factor C and EGF domains. Bases 538 to 3501 code for a protein of 987 amino acids. Gene Ontology annotation, cellular component: cytoplasm. Lineage: Eukaryota; Metazoa; Chordata; Crocodylia; Alligatoridae. Gene Ontology annotation, biological process: cellular response to virus. Gene Ontology annotation, molecular function: calcium ion binding; protein binding. The record is from RefSeq and is a predicted model, not a curated record. The transcript has 19 exons.